Molecule: messenger RNA, 325 nt
Organism: Acomys russatus (golden spiny mouse)
Lineage: Eukaryota; Metazoa; Chordata; Mammalia; Rodentia; Muridae
Product: thioredoxin-like
Exons: 1
Coding region: 5-325 (106 amino acids)
Molecular function (GO): protein-disulfide reductase activity
Source: RefSeq, a predicted model, not a curated record
CAAAAUGGUGAAGCUUAUCGAGAGCAAGGAAGCGUUCCAGGAGGCCCUGGCCACUGCCCGAGACAAGCUUAUAGUUGUGGACUUUUCUGCCACGUGGUGUGGACCUUGCAAAAUGAUCAAGCCCUUCUUUCAUUCCCUCUGUAAAAAGUAUUCCAAUGUGGUGUUUCUUGAAGUAGAUGUGGCUGACUGUCAGGAUGUUGCUGCGGACUGUAAAGUCAAACGCAUGUCAACCUUCCAGUUCUGUAAAAAAAAGGGUCAAAAGGUGGGUGAAUUCUCUGGCGCUAACAAGGAAAAGCUUGAGGCAUCUAUUCUUGACUUUGCCUAA